This is a messenger RNA of Tympanuchus pallidicinctus (lesser prairie-chicken), 2458 nucleotides long. It is a transcript of the gene CSK, whose product is annotated as C-terminal Src kinase. Gene Ontology annotation, biological process: adherens junction organization; regulation of Fc receptor mediated stimulatory signaling pathway; protein phosphorylation. Lineage: Eukaryota; Metazoa; Chordata; Aves; Galliformes; Phasianidae. Gene Ontology annotation, molecular function: protein tyrosine kinase activity; protein binding; ATP binding. The record is from RefSeq and is a predicted model, not a curated record. The transcript is spliced from 13 exons. Bases 539 to 1957 code for a protein of 472 amino acids.
CCCACAUUCACCCAUUCCUUUCGGGGCGCACAGAGCCCACGUGCUGCUCCCCAGGAAGGCACUGACACCCUUCAGGGCACGGGAAGCAGACCCAAAGGAUGUGGCCUUGGGACACGGUGUGGUGGCCGUGGGUUGGCGGUCACAGUUGGUCGUCGUGGAGGUCCAUUCCAACCCUAGCAGUUCAGUGAUUCUGGAGGUGUCGUCGGGCACUGCGGCCAAUCGGUGGACAACCACAUCCAGCGAAACCGCCCAGGUUUUGGAGAAAAGGCCCAGGAAGACUCUGCCACAGCGAGGAGGUUGGAAGCAGCGUCUCAGGGCCUCCACCUGCCCCUGAGUAUCCCCCAGGCGCUGUCUGUGGUUUGACAGCAUCAUCUCUCUUUUAAAAACGCCAUCAAAAAGGAACACCACCCCCCCUUUCCUCUCUGGGGGCCGUUGGCUGGUGCCCGACACGCGCAGUUGGAGGCGCUGAGCCGGAGAGGAGCGGCAGAACCAUCUCAGAGCACUGAUGAGAUAAAGGAGGAACGUUUUUCUUUCGAUUAUGGUCUCAUGGUACCAAGUGACGCGUCCCUCCCGUGAGAUUUGCUCCCCCGAAGCCCCUGAGAAGAUGUCAGGGAUGCAGGCCGUUUGGCCAUCCGGUACAGAAUGUAUCGCCAAGUACAACUUCCACGGUACCGCCGAGCAGGACCUGCCGUUCAGCAAGGGAGACGUCCUCACCAUCGUUGCUGUCACCAAGGACCCCAACUGGUACAAGGCGAAGAACAAGGUGGGCCGGGAGGGCAUCAUCCCCGCUAACUACGUGCAGAAACGGGAAGGAGUGAAGGCUGGCAUCAAGCUCAGCCUCAUGCCGUGGUUCCAUGGGAAGAUCACACGGGAGCAGGCAGAGCGGCUGCUGUACCCACCUGAAACGGGGCUGUUCCUGGUGCGGGAGAGCACCAACUACCCUGGGGACUACACCCUGUGUGUGAGCUGUGAGGGCAAGGUGGAGCACUACCGCAUCAUUUACUCCUCCAGCAAGCUGAGCAUCGACGAGGAGGUCUACUUUGAGAACCUGAUGCAGCUUGUGGAGCAUUACACCACGGAUGCUGACGGGCUCUGCACGCGCCUCAUCAAGCCCAAGGUGAUGGAGGGGACGGUGGCAGCUCAGGACGAGUUCUCCCGCAGUGGCUGGGCCCUCAACAUGAAGGACCUCAAGCUGCUGCAGAUCAUUGGCAAAGGGGAAUUUGGAGACGUGAUGCUGGGUGAUUACCGGGGGAACAAAGUCGCCGUCAAGUGCAUUAAAAACGACGCCACAGCGCAGGCUUUCCUGGCAGAAGCGUCUGUGAUGACGCAGCUCCGACACAGCAACCUGGUGCAGCUGCUGGGGGUGAUCGUGGAGGAGAAGAGCGGCCUCUACAUUGUCACUGAGUAUAUGGCCAAGGGCAGCCUAGUAGAUUACCUGCGGUCGCGUGGGAGGUCGGUCCUAGGUGCAGACUGCCUGCUCAAGUUUUCCUUAGAUGUCUGUGAAGCCAUGGAGUACCUGGAAGCCAACAACUUCGUCCAUCGGGACCUGGCGGCGAGGAACGUGUUGGUCUCAGAGGACAACAUUGCCAAGGUCAGCGAUUUUGGGCUGACAAAGGAAGCGUCGUCCACUCAGGACACGGGGAAGCUGCCUGUGAAGUGGACAGCACCCGAAGCACUUAGAGAAAAGAAAUUCUCCACCAAAUCGGACGUGUGGAGCUUCGGGAUCCUCCUGUGGGAAAUCUAUUCCUUCGGGCGAGUGCCUUAUCCGAGAAUCCCCCUGAAGGACGUGGUGCCCCGGGUGGAGAAGGGCUACAAGAUGGACGCACCCGACGGCUGCCCAGCCAUCGUCUACGAGGUGAUGAAGAAGUGCUGGACGCUGGACCCAGGGCACCGGCCGUCCUUCCACCAGCUCCGUGAACAGCUAGUGCAUAUCAAAGAGAAGGAGCUCUACCUGUGAGAGGGCUCUGGGGGGCACCUCCAACCCCAGGGCAGGAGCAGGGGGGCUCUCUCAGCCCACACAGCACAGAGGGCCACCCAUGGGAGCGACCGGACGGAGCCCAACCACCGGGCAGCCCCUCCUGGUCACUUCCAACCUUCCAAAUCGGUCUUCGUUGGGUUUUGUUUUGUUUGUUUUGUUUUGUCCCAGGCUUUUUUUUUUAUUAUUAUUAUUUUUCCCCCCUCCCCCCCUUGAUUUUGGGGUGUUUUUCGUUCGGGUUCCUUUUUUUUUUGGUUUUUUUUUUUUGAGGGGGGGAGGGGAGCCGUUGCUUUAUUAUUAUUUUGUUGUUGUUGUCAUUAUGUUGUGGUUUUUUGUUUUUUUUUUUUAUUAUUAUUAUUAUUUCAAGCAGGGGCCCAGCCGAGCGCUGGCCGUUUUACUAAAGUACGAAUCUUAUUUUUUAAUGUAAUUAAAAGACAGAAAAUUAAAAAAAAAAAAAAAAAGAAAAAGAAGAAGAAGAAAGAA